This is a messenger RNA of Thlaspi arvense, 2441 nucleotides long. The record is from the annotation of a GenBank genome assembly. NCBI's taxonomy places the organism in Eukaryota, Viridiplantae, Streptophyta, Magnoliopsida, Brassicales, Brassicaceae.
CGGCAAGGAACGGUUAACCCCUGAUUUGAACCCUCCAUGUCUCUGCCAUCUCUUGCGUUUCCUCGACGAUCUCAGCCUUGCCGAUUUCCUGUUGCGAGAUGAUGGAGUCCACUGCUAGAUUAAGAUUAGUGAGCGGGAAUCGAGUGUCGCUGCCCUUGACAAGUGGGUUUGCGAAAUCGCAAAAACAAGCAAAUUAUCUGCCUACGUCUGGGAUAAACGAAGCCUCCGGGCCCCGAAAAUGCGCCCUUCACAGCAAACCGCCAAUCAAAUCGGUGUCUCCAUUUGUGACCCUUGGGAAGAGCCACAUCAACCCUGGCUGUCUCGGGGAAGAAGAUGACAAACUCCCCGACGUGACCGGUCCUGUGGAUGUCAAACGAGAACUCGUCAUGCUCUCUCUUCCGGCCAUUGCUGGCCAGGCUAUCGACCCGUUGACGCAGCUCAUGGAGACUGCCUACAUUGGAAGGCUCGGAUCUGUAGAGCUGGGUUCCGCUGCCGUUUCCAUGUCCAUCUUCAAUACCAUAUCGAAGCUCUUCAACAUUCCACUCCUCAGCGUUGCCACUUCUUUUGUCGCUGAAGAUAUUGCCAAGGUUGCCGCUCAAGACUUAGCCUCAGGGCAUGUUUCCCAAGGUGUAGCAGAAAGGAAACAGUUGUCUUCAGUCUCAACAGCGCUAGUCUUAGCCAUUGGAAUUGGCAUCUUCGAGUCACUGGCUUUGUCUUUGGCAUCCGGACCUUUUUUAAGGUUGAUGGGUGUACACCCUAUGUCAGAAAUGUUCAUCCCUGCGCGGCAGUUUCUUGUCCUUAGAGCGCUUGGCGCUCCUGCUUAUGUCGUUUCUUUAGCUCUUCAAGGCAUUUUCCGUGGAUUCAAGGAUACAAAAACUCCAGUCUAUUGUUUAGGUAUUGGUAAUUUCCUGGCUGUAUUUCUGUUCCCUUUGUUUAUUUACCAGUUCAGGAUGGGUGUAGCCGGAGCAGCUAUCUCUAGCGUCAUAUCCCAGUACACUGUUACCAUCUUAAUGAUUAUGCUUCUGAACAAAAGAGUUAUACUGCUUCCUCCAAAGAUGGGCUCACUAAAGUUUGGCGAUUACCUAAAAUCUGGGGGAUUUGUUCUUGGAAGAACUCUGUCAGUGCUCAUGACCAUGACUGUUGCCACAUCAAUGGCGGCUCGUCAAGGAGCAUUUGCAAUGGCAGCACACCAGAUAUGCAUGCAAGUGUGGUUGGCGGUAUCUAUGCUCACGGAUGCACUAGCUUCAUCUGGACAGGCCUUAAUCGCGAGUUCUGCAUCCAAAAGAGAUUUUGAGGAGGUGAAAGAGGUGACUACGUUUGUUCUGAAGGUAGGAGUGGUGACAGGGAUUGCGCUGGCUAUCGUGUUGGGGAUGUCAUUCAGUUCAAUAGCUGGGUUGUUUUCCAAGGACCCUGAAGUUCUGGGGAUUGUGAGAAAGGGUGCAUUGUUUGUAGCGGCAACGCAACCAAUCACAGCGCUGGCGUUCAUAUUUGAUGGACUGCACUAUGGCAUGUCGGACUUCCCAUACGCAGCUUGGUCGAUGAUGGUGGUGGGAGGGGUAGCAUCAGCGUUCAUGCUGUAUGCACCAGCAGGGUUGGGGCUAAGUGGAGUCUGGGUGGGACUGAGUAUGUUCAUGGGGUUGCGGAUGAUGGCUGGAUUCUGCAGGUUAAUGUGGAAGAAGGGUCCAUGGUGGUUCAUGCAUACAACAAGUCACAAGGGUGGUCAUUUGAUUAGAGAUCGUCGCCGAAGCAUGUCAUUGUCGAUGGAUCUGCCGGCGUCGUUUGUGGGCAACAGAUAUUGGGUCCUCCGACACGGCAAAAGCAUUCCCAACGAGAGAGGCCUCAUCGUCUCCUCAAUGGAACAUGGUGUGCUCCCCGAGUACCAAUUAGCGCCUGAUGGUGUCGCUCAGGCUCAGCUCGCUGGCCAAUCGUUCCUCAAGCAACUCGAGGAAAGCAACAUUUCACUGGACAAGGUCCGCAUUUGCUACUCCCCCUUCUCCAGAACCACUCACACCGCUAGGGUUGUCGCUCAGGUCCUCAAUCUCCCUUUUGAUGAUACUGCUCGCUGCAAGAUGAUGGAAUCUCUGCGAGAACGCUAUUUUGGACCUACAUUUGAACUCAAGUCACAUGACAAGUACCCUGAGAUAUGGGCUCUUGAUGAGAAUGAUCCAUUUAUGAGACCACAAGGAGGAGAAAGUGCUGAUGACGUUGUCUCCAGGCUUGCCACUGCCAUGGAGUCCAUGGAGGCAGAAUAUCAAAGGUGCGCAAUUCUGGUGGUGAGUCAUGGAGAUCCUCUGCAGAUGUUGCAGAACGUUUUCCAUUCGGCAAAGCAGCAGGGAGGAUGUGAUGGUUUAGCAGAGCGAUUUCACAAGAGCAGAGUUGCUUCCGUCUUGUCACAGCACCGCAAGUUUGCUUUGCUCACUGGGGAGCUCCGCCCCCUCCUC